AUGAUUCACCAGAUUAUCACGCAAAAAGUACGCUCCCUUUUGACCAACUACAAACAGCCUGAUCUCUCCGCACUUGACCAGCUGGCGUCGGUCCAAUCGUUGGCGCUUUUUCAGAUAAUUUGCCUCUUUGAUGGAGACAUUCGCAUGCGGGCCGAUGCAGAGCCAAUUGAGCCAACAUUUUCGAACUGGAUUGCACAACUGAGGCUCCGGUCGUGGAUAUUUGCGGAGAGUGUCCGGCGAACCGUCAUCAUCGGAUUUACCAUACAAGGACUUUAUUGUUUCCUCAAGAAUGGAUGGGACAAUUCCCAUCGCCAAUUUGAGAGUUUGUCAUUCUUCGCACAGAAGGCGCUUUGGGCUGCUCACUCUGAAUAUCAAUGGCGCUCAGCUCUCGGUACGCAUUCACCACUUCCAGUCCGUUUCUCCAAGUGGGAUACAGACAUUACCGCCGCGAGCCCACUAGAGACUGACGAUCUGGCCAUGUUGAUGAUGGUUUUGAUCAGAGGUGGUGAUCACUGUUCUUUUUGGGUGGGAAAUGAGAAUUGGACAAGCUCAUGGGUUUUGAAUAAUUAA
Molecule: messenger RNA, 570 nt
Organism: Penicillium maclennaniae
Lineage: Eukaryota; Fungi; Ascomycota; Eurotiomycetes; Eurotiales; Aspergillaceae
Exons: 2
Coding region: 1-570 (189 amino acids)
Source: RefSeq, a predicted model, not a curated record